CUUUACCCCACCUAUGCCGCUUUGAAUUGUGGGAAGCCUACAACGACAACAAAUAGUUUUAUGCUGUUACUAUUCACAAGUAACUGCUCGUGUUCUGUUCAUCUCCGUGUUUCCUUGCGAAACAAAGAUGGAAAAUGUGCACCUGGCCGUAGAGGAUGAUGACCUUUAUUCGGGUUACAACGACUAUAACCCCACAUUUGACUCCGAGGAGUUGGAGAACGAUGUGGGCUUCCAGCAGGCAGUGAGGACCAGUCAUGGAAGGAGACCCCCGAUGACGGCAAAGUUUCCAGGCACUGCCAUUGGAGGUCGACCUUUAGCAUCAUCCUUCGGUUCCCGCAUCCCCAUGGCUUCAUCAAUGGGCAGACCCAUGACUGGAGCUGUGCAGGAUGGUGCUGCUCGCCCGAUGACUGCUGUCAGAGCUGCGGGGUACUCGUCCUUAAUGACCCGAGGCUCAACCUUUGACCCUCUGGGCCAGUCCAGGGGGCCUGCGCCUCCACUGGAAGCAAAGAAUGACGACACGGUGGAAGAGAAGAUCAAGAUCUUGGAGAAGAAAGUGAAUGACCUGAUAGAGGAGAGCUGCAUGGCGCAGAGCAUUGACGCCUUACAGCUGGCUCUUGAAAAAGCCAAAGAGGCAGGGAGGAAGGAACGAGCGCUGAUCCGACAGAGGGAACAGUCUGGCAACACAGAACACAUCAACUUAGACCUCACUUACUCUGGGGAGAUAGUAGAACAGGGAACAGAUUUGGCUUCCAGAGCAGAAAGCUUUAUGACUCAGCAAUGCAGGCAGAGAAAAGCUGUUCUGCUCAACCUUGCUAACCAGUAUGCAAACAACGAAAUGUACCCGGAGGCUUUGAACAGCUACCAGGUCAUUGUGAAAAACAAGAUGUUCAGUAACGCAGGCCGCCUCAAAGUCAACAUGGCCAACAUCUACUUCAAACAGAAGAACUACCCUAAAGCUAUCAAGUUCUACCGCAUGGCGCUGGAUCAGAUCUCCAACGCUCAUAAGGAAAUGAGGAUCAAGAUCAUGCAGAAUAUCGGAGUAGUGUUUGUCCGCUUGGGCCAGUACUCAGACGCCAUAACGUCCUUCGAGCACAUCAUGAGUGACAGUCCCAACAUAAAGACUGGCUUCAACCUUAUCCUGUGCUACUAUGCCAUUGGAGACAGAGAGAGGAUGAAGAAGGCCUUUCAGAAGCUCAUCUCUGUUCCACUGGGUAUUGAUGAUGAAGAUAAGUACAUCCCUACAAGUGAUGAUCCCAGUUCAAAUAUGGUCAUUGAGGCCAUUAAAAAUGACAAGCUUCACCAGAUGGAAAGGAAUCUGAAAGUCCUGGCUGAGAAAUACAUCAUGACUGCAGCCAAGCUCAUUGCUCCAGCCAUCGAGACUUCCUUUGCUAGCGGAUUUGACUGGUGUGUUGACAUGGUGAAGAGCUCUCAGUAUGUUGAGCUUGCCAACGAUCUGGAGAUCAACAAAGCCAUCACAUACCUCAGACAGAAGGACUUUAACCAGGUCGAGGCAGUGGAAACACUGAAAACAUUUGAGAAGAAGGACAGCAGAGUGAAAAGUGUUGCAGCCACUAACCUUUCUUUUCUCUAUUUCUUGGAGAAGGAUUAUGACCAGGCUGACCGAUACGCUGACCUCGCAAUGAACGCUGAUCGUUACAAUCCCGCAGCCCUUAUCAACAAGGGCAACACAGUGUUUGUCAAAAAGGACUAUGAAAAAGCUGCCGAGUUCUACAAAGAGGCCCUGAGGAAUGACUCCUCAUGCACUGAGGCCCUCUACAACCUGGGUUUGACGUAUAAAACACUGAACAGACUGGAAGAGGCCCUAGACUGCUUCCUGAAGCUUCAUGCCAUUCUGAGGAACAGCGCGCAGGUCAUGUAUCAGCUGGCUUACCUCUACGAGCCGCUAGGAGAUCCUCAACAGGCAAUCGAGUGGCUGAUGCAGGUCAUCAGUGUCACUCCCACGGAUCCACACGUACUGGCCAAACUGGGAAAGCUGCAUGAUGACGAGGGGGACAAGUCCCAAGCUUUCCAGUACUAUAGUGAGUCUUUCAGGUACUUUCCCUCCAACAUUGAUGUGAUCGAAUGGCUCGGGGCUUACUAUAUUGAGACCCAGUUCUGUGAGAAGGCUAUCCAGUACUUUGAACGAGCAACUCUCAUACAGCCGACCCAGGUGAAGUGGCAGCUAAUAGUCGCAAGCUGUUAUAGAAGAAGUGGAAACUAUCAGAAAGCUCUGGAAACCUAUAAAGAGAUCCAUCGGAGGUUUCCAGAAAACGUGGAAUGCUUGCGCUUCCUGGUUAGGCUCUCAACAGACAUGGGGCUGAAGGAAGUCCAGGAAUAUGCCACCAAGCUGAAGAAGGUAGAGAAGAUGAAGGAGAUCAGAGAGCAGAGGAUAAAGUCGGGCCGGGAGAACAGUGGGAGAGGUCGCAGAGAAGGCAGGGAGGGCAGCACAGGGAGUGCUGCAGUCAUCUCCACAUCUGCCCUCACCUCUUCUAAGAAGUCCAGCAUUACUGAUAUUGUCAAAGCAGAAUCUCAACCUGAGCCCAAACAGUUCAGUCCACUGCUGGACCCAGAGCGAGACAGCGGCCGCAGCAGCAGCAGCAGCUCUAAAGGAGAGCGUCUCAGCGCCAAGAUGAAGUCACUUCCUGGUUCAAAUGAGCCCUAUGAAAACAGCAGCCCAAAAGAACUUGAUGCCUCAUAUGUGGACCCGCUGGGGCCUCAGAUUGAAAGACCAAAGACGGGGGCCAAGAAGCUGGUGGAUGAUGAUGACUUUGCAGAUGAAGACCUGGGAGAUGAUCUACUACCAGAAUAGAUGCAUCGACUCCUUUGUGAAAUUGGAACCAUUUGGACAGAGAUGUUUACAUCUGUUGGUAAUAAGGAAUUGUCCUUCUUAAGUUGAGGAGGAGGAAGUGCCGAAGUUCUCUCCUGUGAUGGAUUGUCUUUGUCAUGGAUCUGCACCAAAAGGGAAUAAUACGUUAAUGCAAUAACUGAAUGCAUAAAAAAAAUCUGAUAGUUUAUUCACACAUAUAUGGACCAUGCUUUGCUGUGUGUAUAACUGUAUGAGGGAUGGAAAAUAUCUCAGCAGGUUGGACAAAGUAUCUAAUUCAACUCUUUUGGCUCAAAUUAAUAUAAGUCCUUAUAUUUCACUUUUAUUUAUGUUCUUUUUUUAGUCUUCUGUAAUAAAAUGUUUUACUGAGAUUAGUUUCUUUGAGAGUGGAGCCAACUUCUGCUAAAACUUUGAAAUUAAAAACUUAAGUUGG
Girardinichthys multiradiatus is the source of this 3257-nucleotide messenger RNA. It is a transcript of the gene ift88, whose product is annotated as intraflagellar transport 88 homolog. Gene Ontology annotation, biological process: intraciliary transport; inner ear receptor cell stereocilium organization; non-motile cilium assembly. Bases 128 to 2809 code for a protein of 893 amino acids. Gene Ontology annotation, cellular component: ciliary base; centriole; non-motile cilium. The transcript is spliced from 29 exons. The record is from RefSeq and is a predicted model, not a curated record. NCBI's taxonomy places the organism in Eukaryota, Metazoa, Chordata, Actinopteri, Cyprinodontiformes, Goodeidae. Gene Ontology annotation, molecular function: kinesin binding.